Amphimedon queenslandica is the source of this 793-nucleotide messenger RNA. Its product is annotated as hemicentin-1-like. The record is from RefSeq and is a predicted model, not a curated record. Lineage: Eukaryota; Metazoa; Porifera; Demospongiae; Haplosclerida; Niphatidae. The annotation marks the transcript as partial. The transcript is spliced from 2 exons. Gene Ontology annotation, biological process: cell-cell adhesion.
AUGAACCAAAGGGUGAUGGACAGGGAGCAGUGUACAUACAAGAAUGACCUCAUUCUUGAGAAUUCCGUGAAUUGUCUCGGCACGUAUAGGUGCGAGGUCAAAUCAUUGUGUCAUAACAACGUUACCAUAGAUACCACGGUCGGGUCCGUGACUGUGCAAGCGGCCAGUAAUGUACGAGUUGCCGUGACGACCAUGGGAUCGCAGGAAGUUGGUGAAUCUUUCUCUCUAAACUGUACUGUUAAUAAGAUAAAUAAUGUCUCACUUGGGAUAAGAUGGAUGAAGGACAAUGUGACUAUAGUCGCUGAUAGUAGUAAAGGAGUGACGUUUGGUGCUAUUGAAGAGGACGCUAGUUCUGUUAGUAAGGCGCUUACCCUGGGUCCUAUCAGACUAUCCCACACUGGCCAGUACUCCUGUGAUGCUAUCAAUGGUAGUGAUGUGGAUGGUAGAGCUACCAUUAGGGUUGAUAUUGAUGCUCCCUACCUGUCCCUCUCCCUAGACCCCAGUCCUGAUCUAUCCCUCACACUGGGAGAAGAGUACACCCUAAUGUGUGCUGCACUAUUACCAGACACACUUAGUCCAACUGUUGCUUCCAUAACCUGGUACAAGGACACUGUUCCUUUCACUAGUAAUGGUAUCACUACUAAUCUAGCUGGAGGUACUUCUAAUCUUAAUCUUGGUAUGGUUCUCUCUGAAGAGGCUGGUAAUUAUACUUGUGUGGCUAACGUUUCGUCUCCUUAUAUUGAUACUGGGUAUAAUCUCAUUGUGUCUAAUACCACACUAAUCACUGUGUCAA